This is a messenger RNA of Saccharomyces eubayanus, 2592 nucleotides long. RefSeq names its product bifunctional acetylglutamate kinase/N-acetyl-gamma-glutamyl-phosphate reductase (gene ARG56). Lineage: Eukaryota; Fungi; Ascomycota; Saccharomycetes; Saccharomycetales; Saccharomycetaceae. Gene Ontology annotation, biological process: L-arginine biosynthetic process. The transcript has a single exon. Bases 1 to 2592 code for a protein of 863 amino acids. Gene Ontology annotation, molecular function: arginine binding; L-glutamate N-acetyltransferase activity, acting on acetyl-CoA as donor; NAD binding. Gene Ontology annotation, cellular component: cytoplasm; mitochondrion; mitochondrial matrix. The record is from RefSeq and is a predicted model, not a curated record.
AUGCCAUCUGCAAGCUUACUCGUCUCGGCAAAGAGACUCAAUGCUUCCAGAUUUCCAAAACUUGCCUCUUUAUUAAAUAGGUCUGCUACAGCAGGGUUUGCGUCUGUAACUUCGAGAGCCUCACCAUCUGUUACUUUUACAAGAAAGAAAGUAGGCUACUCAAAGAGAUGCAUUUCAUCUACUGACGACUCUUCGGCUACUAGGUCCACUGUUAUCCAACUACUGAACAAUAUCAGUACAAAGAGAGAAGUUGAGCAAUAUUUAAAAAACUUCACUUCUGUUUCGCAACAACAGUUUGCUGUCAUCAAAGUGGGUGGUGCUAUUAUUAGUGAUAACCUACACGAAUUGGCCUCCUGCUUGGCUUUCCUGUAUCAUGUUGGUCUAUAUCCAAUAGUAUUGCAUGGUACCGGUCCACAAGUCAAUGGUAGACUAGAAGCACACGGAAUUGAGCCGGACUACAUAGACGGUAUUAGGAUCACAGAUGAGCACACAAUGGCUGUUGUCAGACAAUGCUUUCUAGAACAAAACCUCAAAUUGGUAACCGCACUAGAGCAAUUAGGAGUUCGCGCAAGACCUAUCACAUCUGGCGUUUUCACUGCUGACUACUUGGACAAGGACAAAUAUAAACUGGUGGGGAAUAUAAAAAACGUCACGAAAGAACCAAUUGAAGCAUCUAUUAAAGCAGGUGCCUUACCUAUCUUAACUUCUUUAGCUGAAACUGCUUCAGGCCAAAUGUUGAACGUCAACGCUGAUGUAGCCGCAGGGGAAUUGGCCCGUGUUUUUGAACCAUUAAAAAUUGUCUACCUAAAUGAGAAAGGUGGUAUCAUCAAUGGCUCUACCGGCGAUAAAAUUUCUAUGAUCAACUUAGAUGAAGAAUACGACGAUCUAAUGAAGGAAAGCUGGGUCAAGUAUGGUACCAAAUUAAAGAUUAGAGAAAUCAAAGAAUUAUUGGACUACUUACCACGCUCUUCUUCAGUCGCGAUUAUCAACGUACAAGACUUACAAAAGGAACUGUUCACUGACUCCGGUGCGGGAACUAUGAUUAGAAGAGGUUACAAAUUGCUGAAGAGAUCAUCCAUUGGCGAAUUUCCAUCAUCUGAUGCACUAAGAAAGGCUCUUCAAAGAGAUACUGAUAUUGCUACUGGUAAAGAAUCUGUUGCAUCCUACUUGAGAGACUUGGAAAAUGCCGAUUUCGUUUCUUACGGUGAUGAACCCCUUGAAGCACUAGCUAUUGUGAAAAAAGGUACAAAGGUUCCAAAAUUAGACAAGCUUGUAUGUUCUGAUGCGGCUUGGUUAAAUAACGUCACCGAUAAUAUAUUCAAUGCCUUACGUCGUGAUUUCUCUGCAUUACAAUGGGUAGUCAAUGAAGAUGAUCCUAACAUUGCAUGGCAUUUUGAUAGAUCUCAAGGGUCGUAUUUGAAAAACGGUAAAGUUUUGUUCUGGUAUGGUAUUGAUGACGUAAAUAACAUCUCUGAAUUGGUAGAAACAUUCGUCAGGUCUUUUGAUACCACUUCCGGUCUCAAACCAUCGGCAAGUAACGGAGUAUUCGCUAGUGGAAAAUCAUCUAGAUCAUACUCUACCAAGUCUAUCCCUCGCCCAGAGGGAACUAACACCAAUUCCGGCCGUGUUGCAUUGAUUGGUGCUAGAGGUUACACAGGUAAGAAUUUGGUUUCGUUAAUCAAUGACCAUCCGUAUUUAGAAGUGACCCAUGUGUCUUCCCGUGAACUGAAUGGUCAAAAACUGCAAGAUUAUACAAAGUCUGAAGUUACAUACGAGAAUUUACAAGUACAGGACAUCAAGAAAUUGGAAGAACAAAACGCUGUGGACUUUUGGGUAAUGGCCUUACCCAAUAAAGUCUGUGAACCCUUUGUGGAAGUAAUCGAAAGCGUUCACGGCAAAUCAAAGAUUAUUGAUUUAUCCGCCGAUCAUAGGUUUGUCUCGGAAUCAGACUGGGCCUAUGGCUUACCAGAAUUGAACAAUAGGGAAAAGAUUGCUGCCGCUACGAAAAUUGCCAAUCCUGGUUGUUACGCAACAGGGUCACAAUUGACUAUCGCCCCCUUGGCUAAAUACAUCAACGGCCUUCCAACCGUUUUYGGUGUUUCAGGAUAUUCUGGUGCCGGUACGAAGCCUUCUCCAAAGAAUGAUCCUAAAUUUCUGAAUAACAACUUGAUUCCUUACGCGCUAACUAACCACAUCCACGAACGUGAGAUUUCUACCCGUAUUGGGCACGAUGUUGCAUUUAUACCUCAUGUCGGACAGUGGUUCCAAGGUAUUUCUCUGACGGUCUCCAUUCCUAUCAAAAAGGGUUCAUUGUCCACCGGUGAGGUCAAACAACUAUACAAAGAUUUUUACAAGGACGAAAGACUUGUCCAUGUCAUUGAUGACAUUCCACUGGUUAAAGAUAUAGGAGGCACUCACGGUGCUGUCAUUGGUGGCUUUAAAGUCAACGAUGCCCAAGAUCGUAUAGUAAUUUGUGCAACUAUCGACAAUUUGCUAAAGGGUGCAGCCACUCAAUGUUUGCAAAACAUGAAUCUUGCGUUAGGUUAUGGAGAAUACGCUGGUAUUCCCAACGACAAAAUUAUCGGUAACUGA